AUGGGGGACCUCUCAUGGGCGGUGGUGCACUUAAGGGUCCUCCCAGGGUUGGAGGCGCUCACAGGGGCCCUCCCAGGGACAGCGAUUCCUUCCCGGGCCCUCUCAGCGGUGCGGGUACGCCAGGGGCCCUCCAAUUGGUGGCGGGGUCCCAAGGGCAUCUUCAAGGGACGGCAGCAGCCCUCCAGAUUGGUGGCACCCCUAAGAUCCCUCCCCAGGAAGGCAGCGCCUCAAGGUAGCCUCCCCAGGGGGCUGACGCCCCAGGCGCCCCCAGGGCUGGGCAGCAUUCCUAGGGUCCCUCCAGGUGCACCAGUGGUUCUCUUUGGGCAGUGGCGCCACCAGGGGCCCUCCCAGGGGCAAAGUCGUCCCCAGAGGCCCUCCCUAGGGGCAGGCAGUAGGACCGCCAGCAGCUCUCACACGGUCACUGCGUCCCCAAGGCCCUUCCAGGGAGAACUGCUUGUUGCAGUGGCGCCAAGAGGGGACCUCCCAGAGGUGGCGACGCUGCCCAUGAGGACUCAUAGGGGCGGCAGUGAUCCUCACCAGGGGCGGCAGAGCCUCCACCUCCCUCCCAGGGGCACUGAACACCCCAGAGGCCUUCGCAUUAGUGGUAAGUCCCUCACAAGGGCGAUGGUGCCCCCACAGGAAGCAGAAGCCCCCAGGGGGCCUCCCAGGGGUGGUAGCGCCUCCAAGGAAAUUGUUACGGGUGGUGGCACACCACGUGGCCCUCCCAAGAGCGGCAUCGACCCCAGGAUCCCUCCCAGUGGCAGAGGCGCCCCCAGGGGGCCUCCCGGGGGCGGCGGGAGCUCUACCAGGGGUGUUAGCACACCCAAGGGUACUCCCAGGGUUGGUGAUGCUCACAUAGUUCCUCCCACGGGCAUUUUAAUCCCCAGGGGCCCUCUAAGAGGUGGCGUUGCCCCUCCCAAGGGCAUUGGCCACUUUAAGAGCAAUACCAGGGACGCUAGCGCCCCCAGGUGCCAUUCUAGGGGCGGCGACGCCCUCAGGGACCCUCCCAGGCCUGGCGAAAAUCCUAUGGGCCCUCCAGGGGGCGGUGGCACCCCCGGUGGCCCUCCCAAGGGCGGGGUCGCCCCCAGGGUCCGUCCCAAUGACGACCGCGCCCCCAGGAGGCCUCCCAGGGGCAGUGUGGACCCUCCUAGGGACGGUGGGGAACCUCUCAGGGGCGGUGGCGCACCUAAGGGUCCUCGCAGG
Molecule: messenger RNA, 1203 nt
Organism: Homarus americanus (American lobster)
Lineage: Eukaryota; Metazoa; Arthropoda; Malacostraca; Decapoda; Nephropidae
Product: basic salivary proline-rich protein 1-like
Exons: 3
Source: RefSeq, a predicted model, not a curated record